Molecule: messenger RNA, 2581 nt
Organism: Botrytis sinoallii
Lineage: Eukaryota; Fungi; Ascomycota; Leotiomycetes; Helotiales; Sclerotiniaceae
Exons: 4
Coding region: 555-2018 (487 amino acids)
Biological process (GO): peptidyl-serine phosphorylation
Cellular component (GO): cAMP-dependent protein kinase complex; nucleus
Molecular function (GO): ATP binding; cAMP-dependent protein kinase activity
Source: RefSeq, a predicted model, not a curated record
UCAAUGGUUACUUAUUAGUUCAUGUAUCAUUAUCACUAUCAUUACCAUUAACCUCGAUAUUCUCAAUUGAAUUCCAUUUGGUAUAUUUAUUCCACUCAUACCGACAUUCUCCAAACCCUUAAUUCACUCUAAUAUUGUAUCAUUCCAUUCAAUUGGUGCUCUUUGUCGCAACGGACACAGUUCAUAAUUUACAACUACAACGAUCCGCAUCCUACGAAGCUUACUCCCCAAAACGAGCAACUUGCUACUCCCUCCUUGACCUUGCUCACGAAGACUUCAAGAGAAUCGAGAAAGAAACUUAAAAUUGUCGAUUUAUAACACAUCUUCCUCCCUUCCUUUCUAGGUACCCGGUAAUUAAACAACAUACACCCUUUGAUUUUCCCCAAUUAGCCUUGUCUGUCAAGACUGCUUUGGGGGUAACCUUACCAACUACCACCGACCUACCCAUCUACCUUACAUAUCAUCCUGCAUUCGGCCCACACACCCGCGGCCCUGCUUUCUGCUGACUGUCGAUCUAUCAAACUCGACAUCCAGCAACCUACCAUUUUCAUUCUAUGCCGACACUCGGUUUUCUGAAGAAGAAACGGACGAAGGAGUCUCCGGCCAUAACCUCUCCAACAUCUAGUCAAGCCACAACCAGUCCGACAACCCCCACAUCAUCAAGAGGCUUCGAUAAUUCGAUAGCUUCUGUCUCGACCCAAUCGACUUUACCCCAAUCCCACGAGCACGAGGUUCUCCAAACUACAACCUCUCGCACAACCGACGACCAACCGACUGCCGUGGCCAAAAAAGCCUCAAUGACACACGGAAUAACUCCACAGCAGCAAUCUGCGCAAAUCCAUUCUGAUCAACAGCAGCACCGUCAAAACUCUCCCAGUAUUAGCAACUUGAUCCAUCCACCACAGCAUGACGGCGCGAGCCAGUCAUAUCCAACCCCACCAGCUUCUUCACAACCUUCACUACAUCCGGUAGCUGCUAACACCAGCACACUUCAAAUGGACUCCUCACAGCGACAAUCGCAGCAAUCACAACAGCAGCCACAGAUUAGACAAACCAAGGGCAAAUAUUCUUUGACAGACUUUGAUAUUCAGCGCACAUUGGGCACGGGAAGUUUUGGUCGAGUUCAUCUAGUUCGAUCAAAGCACAAUCAGCGAUACUAUGCCGUCAAAGUAUUGAAGAAGGCGCAGGUGCACAAGAUGAAGCAGGUCGAACAUACCAAUGAUGAGAGAAAGAUGUUGCAAGAAGUCAAGCAUCCAUUCCUCAUUACUCUAUGGGGUACCUUUCAAGACUCGAAGAAUCUAUACAUGGUGAUGGAUUUUGUAGAGGGGGGUGAACUAUUCUCUUUACUGCGAAAGUCACAACGAUUCCCCAAUCCAGUAGCCAAAUUCUAUGCUGCUGAAGUUACAUUGGCUCUAGAAUACCUUCAUUCAAAACAUAUCAUUUAUCGAGACUUGAAACCAGAGAAUUUACUACUUGAUAGGCACGGACAUCUCAAGAUUACUGACUUUGGAUUCGCAAAGAAAGUCCCAGAUAUUACAUGGACAUUGUGUGGUACCCCAGAUUACUUAGCACCAGAAGUAGUCUCGAGUAAAGGUUAUAAUAAAUCCGUAGAUUGGUGGUCCCUUGGUAUAUUAAUUUUCGAAAUGCUUUGUGGUUUUACACCAUUUUGGGAUGGUGGCUCUCCCAUGAAAAUCUAUGAGAAUAUUCUUAAAGGGAGGGUCAAGUAUCCUCCAUAUAUUCACCCAGAUGCACAGGACUUGUUGCAAAGAUUGAUCACAGCAGAUCUCACCAAGCGUCUUGGUAACUUACAUGGUGGUUCUGAGGAUGUCAAAAAUCAUCAAUGGUUCGCUGAAGUAACUUGGGAAAGGUUAUCCAAGAAGGAUAUCGAUGCACCUUAUGUUCCUCCGGUCAAGGCUGGAGUUGGAGAUGCCAGCCAGUUUGAUAAGUACCCUGAAGAAACGGAGAUAUAUGGUCAAGGUGGGCCCGAUGAAUUUGGGCACCUAUUUGUGGAUUUUUAAACAAAAGUUUUAUACUCGGAGUCUCGGGGCUAGGCUACUUGUUCAAGAAGACUAUAUUUCUUUUGUACUUUGCAGUUUAAACUAUUCUUCUGCACAUAUAUUACAGUACGGGCAAGAUAACCUUACGUCACAUCAUCUCUUUUUGUUUCACAGGCAUUGGAUUGGAAUAUUAGGUGGUUUACUCUGGCUUGUUCACAGCUCUUUGGUGAUGGGUGGGGUGGCGGUAAGGUGUUGGUAUGGUUGGUAUCGUACGAUGGGACGGACGUGGAUUUUAGUCGACAAGUUUUUUUGGCACUAGGGACGUGAUGACAUUCAUGUUCGAGAAAGAGGUAUAGUUAUCAAUAUGCAUGGAUGGAUGGAUGGAUAACACAACGAUGUUCAUGCCCCGUUGUAUGGAAUGAAAUGAAACUAAAACGGGUGUGUAUGGUAUGAAUGAUGGAACUUGAGAUAUUAGUUAUGUGUUCGAAGGGAAUUGAUGGUGCGGAGGAAGGGAAGGAAAAAAAAAGGAAGGAUCAUAAAUCCGAUUCGUAUUAGUGAGAAUAGGAUAUUAUAUUCUUCUGGGG